CUCUGACACGUCCCCGGCUAGGAAGAGGUUAAACGUAAAGUGUGUUUGCUCUCGGAGGAUGGGGCAAUGCAAAGAUUCGCAGAGCAGGGCCGACAAUCCUCCGCGACACAUCAUGGGAGUGAGACGAUGGCUUCUGCCUGCUAGAGCCGCACAAAGAUAAUCAUUCAGGAAGUGUUUCAGCCAAUGACCCGAGGCUUUACAUUCGGAUUUCUGAAAGCGCCCAAUCCGACCAGAGCUUGUAUCGGGAAGACAGAUCAUUAAGCUGAAGUGCCAAGCCCUUUUCUGUCUGAGUACUGGAAGUCUGUCCUCCAUGUUUUUCUAAGUAUUGACAUAAUACUGUUAACAAUGCAUCCACAGAGUUUGGCCGAGGAGGAAUUAAAGACUGAGCAGGAGGAGGUGGAAGGAAUGGAUGUCACGACAAGAUCCAAAGGUCCUGCCGUUGCGUACCCGGAAGGCUUACCCCCAGAUUACGUGGAAAGCCAGCAGUCCACUCCGAGCACGGCCGAGCGCCCCGGACAAAAGCGGCGGUUUCCCAGCCCGCAACAUUCAUCCAACGGACACUCUCCCCAAGAUUCAUCAACGAGUCCCAGCAAAAAGAAAAAGAAACCCGGACAGUUAAACAACAACAAUAAAGAUCAGUCAGAGCUAAGGCAUGGUCCGUUUUACUAUAUGAAGCAGCCACUCACCACAGACCCUGUUGAUGUUGUACCGCAGGAUGGCCGAAAUGACUUCUACUGCUGGAUUUGCCAUCGGGAAGGCCAAGUUCUGUGCUGCGAGCUUUGCCCGCGAGUUUAUCACGCAAAAUGUCUGAAACUGAACGCCGAACCGGAGGGAGAUUGGUUUUGCCCUGAGUGCGAGAAAAUCACAGUCGCGGAAUGCAUAGAAACACAAAGCAAGGCGAUGACCAUGCUCACCAUUGAACAGCUGUCAUACCUGCUUAAAUUUGCACUACAGAAGAUGAAGCAACCAGGGACAGAGCCAUUCCAGAAGCCGGUGUCCUUGGAGCAGCAUCCAGAUUAUGCAGAAUAUAUUUUUAAUCCCAUGGAUCACUCUACUUUGGAAAAGAAUGUAAAAAAGAAAAUGUAUGGGUGCACAGAAGCCUUCCUGGCUGACGCCAAAUGGAUUUUACAUAACUGCAUUAUUUACAACGGCGGAAAUCACAAACUCACGCAAAUGGCGAAAAUUUUAAUAAAGAUUUGCGAACAUGAGAUGAAUGAAAUUGAAGUCUGUCCUGAAUGUUAUUUAGCUGCGUGCCAAAAACGAGAGAGCUGGUUUUGCGAGCCUUGUAGCAAUCCCCACCCUUUGGUUUGGGCAAAAUUAAAAGGAUUUCCCUUUUGGCCUGCAAAAGCCCUUAGAGAUAAGGACGGACAGGUGGACGCCCGCUUCUUCGGACAGCACGACAGGGCUUGGGUUCCAAUGAAUAAUUGCUAUCUCAUGUCCAAAGAAAUCCCGUUUUCCGUGAAAAAGACUAAAAGCAUCUUCAACAGCGCCAUGCAAGAGAUGGAAGUAUACGUUGAAAACAUUCGCAAGAGGUUCGGGGUGUUUAACUACGCUCCUUUCCGGACACCAUACACACCUAAUAACCAGUACCAAAUGUUGCUGGACACCAGCAAUCCAAGCGCCGGGACGGCGAAGACCGAUAAGCAGGAGAAAAUUAAACUGAACUUCGACAUGACGGCAUCACCCAAGAUUCUCAUGAGCAAGCCCUUGUUAAAUAGCAGCGGCGGGAGGCGGAUUUCCUUAACGGACAUGCCACGCUCUCCGAUGAGUACGAACUCUUCUGUCCACACCGGGUCUGAUGUGGAGCAAGACACGGACAAGAAAGCGGCGUCGCUUCACUUCAGCGCGAGUGAGGAAUCAAUGGACUUUAUUGAUAAGAGCACAGCCUCCCCUGUAUCUACAAAGACAGCCCCGGGAGGAAGUUUAUCGGACAGCCCCAAACCGUUCUCUCCACAAUCAUCGACACCCGUAACGUCUAAACAAGAUCGGACCUCUACCGUGGGCAGCAUCCUCAACCUCAAUCUCGAUCGCAGCAAAGCCGAAAUGGAUCUGAAAGAACUGAGCGAAUCGGUUCUCCAGCAGUCUACCCCCACGUCGCUCAUAUCUCCAAAGAGACAGAUCCGGAGCCGGUUUCAGCUCAAUCUCGACAAGACGAUAGAGAGCUGCAAAGCCCAGUUAGGAAUCAAUGAAAUUUCAGAGGACGUGUACACAGCUGUAGAACACAGCGAUUCCGAAGAGUCCGAAAAGACCGACACUAGCGACAGCGAAUACGCCAGCGACGAGGAACAGAAGCCAAAGGGCAACCAGACAGACGGAGAGAACAAGGACGUUAAGGACGAGAAGGUAACACCUCCUCCUCCCUCUUCUUCUUCGUUUGUCAAGAAGAAACCCAAGUUGCCAGCUGUGGCCGAUGUGAAGGAGGAAGCAAAAAGCACAAGCGCAGCGGCGGAAAAAGGAGAUUCUGCGGCGAAAGAGAAAUCAACCCCCAACUCCGAGAAAGAAGCAACGGAAAAGAGCAAAACCCUGCCGCAUUCCGCUAAGGAGAAGCUGAAAGGGAAAGACGAGACGGAUUCCCCGACCGUGCGGCUCGGCUUGGACUCGGAUUCAGAAAGUGAACUAGUUAUAGAUCUGGGGGAUGACCAAGGACGAGAAGGUCGGAAAAAGAAAGAACCAAAGGAGACUCCAGCCAAGAGUCAAGACGGUAAAGCCGCAGCUGCUUCGGGUACGACGAGCCAACCCCAGCCUGAAACCCCCAUCCUGACCCGGUCGGCAGCGCAGUCUGCUCCCACCGCAGGAGUAGCCGUGCCUACAACCGCCAUAGCGGCUGUAGCGGUUCCGGUUGCGACAGCGGGCAGCCCGGUGAAAAAGCAAAGGCCUCUGCUUCCCAAAGAGACAGUCCCCACCGUACAGAGAGUGGUGUGGAACUCAUCGGGUAAAUUUCAGACAUCCUCCCAGAAAUGGCACAUGCAAAAGGUGCAGAGACAGCAACAGCAGCAGCAACAACAACAGCAACAACAACAACAGCAGCAGCAACAACAACAGCCAACAACAAACCCAUCACAGUCCCCUCAGGGCACACGAUAUCAGACACGGCAGGCUGUUAAAGCAGUUCAGCAGAAAGACGUGACCCACGCCACUUCAACAUCUACCAUAACCCUUGUCACGAGCGCGCCCCCUCUGGCUAUGGUAACCAGCCCAUCGACUCCCGUGACCACGUCCAUGAAUACGGACCUGCCCAUAGCCACGGCUUCUGCCGACGUCGCUGCCGACAUCGCAAAAUACACCAGCAAAAUGAUGGAUGCGAUAAAAGGGACGAUGACCGAAAUCUAUAACGAUUUGUCAAAAAAUUCUACCGGUAGCACGAUAGCAGAGAUUCGUCGUUUGCGUAUUGAAAUAGAAAAACUGCAAUGGCUGCACCAGCAGGAGCUCUCCGAAAUGAAGCACAAUUUGGAGCUGACUAUGGCGGAGAUGAGGCAGAGCCUGGAGCAGGAGCGGGACAGGCUUAUCGCGGAGGUGAAGAAGCAAACGGAGCUGGAGAAGCAACAGGCCGUGGACGAGACGAAGAAAAAACAAUGGUGUGCAAACUGCAGGAAGGAGGCCAUCUUUUACUGCUGCUGGAACACAAGCUACUGCGACUACCCCUGCCAGCAAGCCCACUGGCCAGAGCAUAUGAAGUCUUGCACACAGUCAGCCACCGCUACGCAGCAAGAAGCCGACCCUGAGCUCGCCGCGGACAAGUCGACACAGCCUGCCGCUGGCGCCCAGCAACAGCCGACAGAAGCUGCCGUCGCCCCGAAAGAAAAAGAGAGCACGGCCGACAAAGGCAAAGAGGGCGUCACUAUAGCAACAGGUGUCGCCGGCAGCCAGCCCAUUAAACUGGUCCAGGUGCCGCAGAACACCACCUAUCUCCCAAGUUCUCAAUCCACAAUUACCAUCCCUGUGGUGGUGAGUCCAAGCGCAGGAACCGUCGCCGUAAGGACAGGCGUUCAGUACGUCCAAGCGACGAUGCCGGUUCAGGUCCGAAGAGUGUGAGCUUCAGCGGCGAGCCUGACGACGGAAACGCGGAAACAAGACUUUUCCCGGACAAAUACUUUGUAUCGGCAUUAAGACUACACUACACUAAGAAGCAUUAGCCAGAGAUCGCGGAAGCUGGAGGACACAGUCGUCUGUUGCGUUAUUUUUUUUUUUUUUUUAAUUUUUGUAAAUAAUGUACAAUUUGUGGAUGUCAUUAAAACUUAGAAUAUCUCUUUUUAUAUUUGUAUCGACUUUAACUUAUGGACGCCUGUGCGGAAUGAUCAUCAUAUCGAUAACCCUCUAACCAUCUCAGCCGGAACCUCGAAACGGAAGAACUCUUGUUAGUCAACGACGACGAGCCCUACGAUUACCCAUCGUUCGUACGCAAUCGGGAGAAACUACGGACCUUAAACUGCUGUGUUUUGUAUAUACCGAAAAAAAAUGGGAAUCUUGCGUAUGACAAAAGUGAAAUAAAUGACAGACUUUUUGGGGUAUUUUUUGUUUUCCCGGCGAUGGUGUAUAAGCAGCAUCAUACAGAUUUUAUACAAUGUAACAAAUUCUCUAUAAAUCCAAGGACAUCUCAAACUAUCACAAGGAUAACUGUUUUUGACGGACAUUUUGCCUAUUUUUUUUUAUUUUUAUUUCUGUAUUGGUAAAUGUUAAAAAAAAAAAAAAAAAAUGGAAAAGAAAAUCUAAUAAAAUACAAAAUAUAUCCGAACAGGAGCUUGUUGAUACCCUCAAGAAAAAAAGAAUGCUGGGAAAAGCAUGUGUUUGUAUUGCAAAAAAAAAUAAUAGUUUCAAUCCGAGCAUGAGGAAAAAAAAAUGUGGGAAAAAAACUCAAAAACUGUUACAUUUAUACUGUAAUAACAUUUUUUUGUAGGUUAUGUAAAACGCAGACAUUGAACAAAUCCGAGGCGGUUUCUUGUAUAUAUAUGAGAUGAUGUAACUGUAUGAUAUCAUUCCAGGACAUUGUUGUAAAUUUUAGUUCUGUUCAUCUUCUCCAUUGUUUAUAAAAGGAUACGUUAUGUACAGUUACCAGCUAGAUGGACAAACGAAACAAAAAUUUAUAAAAAAAAAAAACAAUAAAUAAAUAAAAAAAACAGGACAUUUGUAAUUUACAAAUGUAGGCAGGGAGAGAAUUAGUCUAGCUGGCCUUGUAUGUGAAACAUAAUUGUUUUCAGCAUAUGGAGGUAUUUUUUCAAAUUUUCUUUGUAUAAAAUUUGUAUUAAAUCAAAAAAUUUCUUUUUUUU
Messenger RNA from Spea bombifrons (plains spadefoot toad), 5264 nucleotides. RefSeq names its product zinc finger MYND-type containing 8 (gene ZMYND8). The transcript has 24 exons. Gene Ontology annotation, molecular function: protein binding. Bases 346 to 4032 code for a protein of 1228 amino acids. The record is from RefSeq and is a predicted model, not a curated record. Gene Ontology annotation, biological process: regulation of DNA-templated transcription. NCBI's taxonomy places the organism in Eukaryota, Metazoa, Chordata, Amphibia, Anura, Pelobatidae.